AUGUCUCCUAAAGACACAGCUCUGACCCAAGGGGUGAUCUCUUUAUUGCUGCCCUUUGUCUGGAACUGGGUGUGGCUCCUUGUGGCUGAUGACCUGAAAGGAAAGGAGUUUCUCUCUGACCUGAAAGCAGAGAUUGCAUCAGAAGAUAUCUGUGUGGCUUAUACAGAAAAACUCCCAACUAAUUGCAAAAUUCAGUUAAUGUCUGGAGUUGGGGAGAAAUGGAAAAACUACCAAUAUUUGCUGACUUUAUACUUUGCCAUUGAAGAGAUCAAUAAGGAUGCCCAUCUGCUUCCCAAUGUAACCUUGGGAUUCCACCUCUACAAUGCCUUUCACUCUCACCGCAGAACUUUAGAGGGCCCUCUGAUGUGGCUAUCUGAAAGGAGUGAGUUUAUUCCUAACUACAAAUGCAAAACUCAACACAAAGCUCUUGGAAUCAUUGCGGGAAUCAGGCCUGAAUUUUCUGCUGCAAUUGGAACCCUUUUGGAACUCUACAAAAUUCCACAAGUCACAUAUGGAUUGUUUCAUUCUGUGCUAAAUGACAAAGAUACAUUCCCAUCCUUGUACCAGAUUUCUCCUCAAGAAAAAGCUCUGACCCAAGGAGUGAUCUUUUUAUUGCUGCACUUUGGCUGGAAGUGGGUGGGGCUCAUUGUGGCUGAUGACCUAAACGGAAAGGAGUUCCUCUCUGACCUGACAGCAGAGCUUGCUUCAGAAGAUAUCUGUGUGGCUUUUACAGAAAGAAUACCAACUUAUAUGAAAGUGGAUUUUUACUUUGGGGUUGGGUUGGUGAAUUUGAGCCAACAUACAAAAGUAAAUGUGCAUGUGUUCUACGGGGAUAUAGAUGAUGUCCUGAUUUUCUAUAUACAAAAUGAAAUUAUAUCAAAGAGAAAGAAGAUGUGGAUCAUGGCAAAGCCCCGCAUUGUUUACUUACAAUCUGUAUUUUAUAAGUGGAUUGGUUUGAUGUCCUUUUUUGAAGGUAGCUUCUCAUUUUCAAAGAACAGAAAUAUCCCUGGCUUCAAGCACUUUAUCCAGGCACUUACACCCUCACAGUACCCAAGUGAUAUUUACUUCCAUAAAUUCUGGCUGGACAAUUUUCACUGUUCACCUUCUCCUUUGCUAUGUGGAGUUCAAGAACUCUGCCCACUGAAUAUAUCGCUAAAGAAUAAACAGGAAAUACAGGUUGUGAUGAUCACUUCUGAGCCCAGCGUUUCCAUAUGGAAUGCAGUGUAUGCAGUGGCCCAUGCCCUCCAUGAAAUGCUUUUGAGUCAAACAGAAAUAGAUUUUCACAAAGACAUAAACCAGGACAGGCUUCUACCUUGGCAGGGUCCAACCCCCUGUCAGAACCAGGGUAAAUAA
Molecule: messenger RNA, 1353 nt
Organism: Cricetulus griseus (Chinese hamster)
Lineage: Eukaryota; Metazoa; Chordata; Mammalia; Rodentia; Cricetidae
Source: RefSeq, a predicted model, not a curated record